Molecule: messenger RNA, 1587 nt
Organism: Naegleria fowleri
Lineage: Eukaryota; Heterolobosea; Eutetramitea; Acrasida; Naegleriidae
Exons: 4
Coding region: 1-1587 (528 amino acids)
Biological process (GO): intraciliary transport involved in cilium assembly; intraciliary retrograde transport
Cellular component (GO): ciliary basal body; cytoplasmic dynein complex; axoneme
Molecular function (GO): dynein heavy chain binding
Source: RefSeq, a predicted model, not a curated record
AUGUCGGCAAGUCCAUCACCACUCCCGCCCUCAACAACUACAACCAAAACAAACAACAACAUGGAUUCGCCUACAACACCCACACUCUCAAACAGUAAUACAAGACCACCCUCUUCUCAGGUCAACAAUAUUGGGAGGAGUAGUAAUGUAGGUCAAUCGAAUAGUAAUAAUACACCUUCGGAAACAUCAUCGAGUUCAACAACAACGACCGCAGCCACAACAACUCAACCCUCCAAUCCAAGACCUACAAUGACAGCCAAUCGACCGGGAUCUGCUUCUCGAAGACCUGGAGCAACAGCUCCGAUGGGAAGACCGCCAAGUUCUGCUGCAUCUUCCAUACAGCAAAGAAGAUCAGGAACACCUACGAAUGGAUCUUCCAACGGAGGAGUAUCAACGAGCAAUGGUACCAGUUCCUCGUCCAAUCAGGCAAGCCGAAAUGUAAAGACCUUAUGGGACAUCAUCUUGGAAACAAAAAAAGAUGUCAUUUCAUUAAAUAAUGAGCCAGUAGAGAGUAAUGUAUUUAUUAUAGGAGGAGAACAGUCUGGAAAGAGUUGUCUUGUACAUAGAAUUUUGAAGAGAGAUUAUUUAAAGGACCGACCAGAAAAAAGCACUGCCUUAGAUUUUACAUUUGGAAAGAAAGAAGAAGGACUUAAAACUUAUAUUGCAAAUAUGUGGGAACUGGCAGGAGGAAGAUCACUGAUCAAGUUAUUAAAAGAAACAAUCACAGCUGACAAUAUUCACACUGUGAUUGCCGUAAUCGUUUUGGACUUGACAAAACCUUUGCAAUUAUUCGAGGAUUUCCUAUACUAUCAAUAUGUGCUCACUAAAAUAUCAGAUGAGUUGUAUGAUAUGUUGAGAAAGAAGGGCUCCGAAAUCCCAGACAAGUUGAUUGGGCGAGCAAAGAAAAGAAUUGGAGAAACUCAUGAGGACAUAGAUAAAUUAAAAAUUCAUGGUAUUCAAACCAUAUUUGUUGGAACGUACUUUGAUAAGGCAACUCAAAUCUACAAUCCACUGCAACUCAAACAGCUCAAUCAAACCAUGAGAUUUUUGUGUCACACCUUUGCCACCAAUCCAAUGUUCAUGGGAAUCUACACAGACACCAAAACCAACGAGAAUAACGAUUCUUCUUUUCGGAAUUUCAUAAAUUAUUUCGUGAUGGGAGGCAAAUUGUCAACAACUGAUUUCAAUCUCAAAGAUCCAGUUAAACCUCUCAAAGUUAUUGCUGGAAAAGACAGCUUUAAAAACAUUGGAACUCCACCUGUGCAAGCUAAAACUCAACAAGUCAUUAGUGAGAGAGCCAAAAAGAUCAAGGAAAAGAUUUCAAAAAUGUUUGACAACAAGGAAAUCGAAAAAUGGUUCGACUCAUUCCAAUCCACAUUCUCAGAUAUAGAUGAAGGAAUGGAAGAUGAUGGAAAUAAGGAAGUAAUGGAUUUGAAUUUUUCAGAGUAUGCGGAAGAGGUUGUUGAUGAAAUGAAAGCCAAAAAGGAUUUCGAGUUUGAUCAAUAUUUGAAAAUGGUUGAGAGAGACAAAAAGCAAAAGUUGCUUUUAAAGCAGCAACAAGAAGCUAAACAGCAACAGAAAAAGUAA